Tympanuchus pallidicinctus (lesser prairie-chicken) is the source of this 2524-nucleotide messenger RNA. RefSeq names its product ring finger protein 185 (gene RNF185). Gene Ontology annotation, cellular component: endoplasmic reticulum. The transcript is spliced from 7 exons. Gene Ontology annotation, biological process: ubiquitin-dependent protein catabolic process. Lineage: Eukaryota; Metazoa; Chordata; Aves; Galliformes; Phasianidae. Gene Ontology annotation, molecular function: metal ion binding; ubiquitin protein ligase activity; ubiquitin-like protein conjugating enzyme binding. The coding region runs from base 1742 to 2326 and encodes 194 amino acids. The record is from RefSeq and is a predicted model, not a curated record.
GGGUUGAUUUGGAGAGCUGAUCAAAGAUGAGGGUUUAGCAAACCUAGACUGGCAUCUGUCCGGUCAUUGCUCUCUAAAUUCUGUUUGCUUAACCCCAGAAGUUGUAGAAUGUGCCAGUGCACUCGCAAUCUUCAUCCUGAGCUCUAAUUCAGACAGAAAACAGGGUCUGUUUGGCCUGCUGUGUGUCACCCUUCCAAGUUCUUGGAGGUUAACUUGGAGGGAGCCUUGGAGUUUAACUAGGCUCAGGUGCCAUUUCAAGAGUUUGCAGUUUGUUUGACAUUUGGAACAAGUUGAAUUUGCAGUUGAACUCCUACUUGAGCAUUGAGACUGCAUUGCAAGCAAUGCAGCACACAGUGAGUGCACGUUUUAGUCACUCAGUGCCACUUCAGCGUGCAUCUUUGUAAGCGUGCUGUGUGCUUUGCAGGUGGACGUGGACAGCACUUGCUGUGGACCUGGUUAUGUUAAACAGCAGUCCAUAGGGAAGAGGAAAGCACUGUGAAGGUUUUUCAGGAUAACAUUAUUUAUUUUUUAUUGUUGCAUUUUGAUAUAUUUUCGACAGUUCAAAUCAUUUAAAUUCUAAUAGGUUAUCAAGCUCAGUAAGCCUAUGGAGAAAGAAUUAGGAGAGGAUUCCAGGGCAGAGUACCAUAGACCUUCUAGGAGAGAAAAUUCAUUGCCUGUCACAUUGUAUGAUUUCAGUCCUUUUUUGUCUCAGCUGUCUUUAUUCCAUUGCAAUAAUGAUAUCCUUAUGGAUUUCUCAGUGUAUUUCUUCAUAAGUUGCUGUUGGUCUUUGUUUGUUUGUUUUUUAAUUGUUUUUCUCACAGUUACUAAGGGCUGUGAGUUGGUUGUUUUGGGUUUGUUUUUGGUUGUUUUUUCCAUCAGAUGUUAGUGAAGGUGAAGAUAUUAUCUGUGUAUUUCUGGUGUUAAAGAUAGGGCAUUGAAUUUGGAGAAAAGAACAUUGCUUCCCACAUGAGUACAGAAGUUAACUUAUUUAACUUGUGCAUGGUUCCCUUUUGUGCCCAGGUGUGAGGACCAGGCAUCUCUUGUGCCUGUUCCAUAAAAUCAUGGUGAUGUUUCAUGUUUUGAACCCUUUGGUUUUAGGAAGACUUUGUUAAUGUUGAUAUUAAUUGCCAGCACAUAUGGAUAGGUCUGAGUUGGGAAGUUUUCAAGCAUUACUGAGCAAGACAGAUGGGAGCUACCAACAGUUCUGGUAGUAGGGAUGUGUGAAAACUCUAGGCUUCCUUACUGUGUUGUUUGUCAUCUGGCAGCGUUUUCAUCUGCUUGGAGCUACCAUGAAUGUUAAUUUAGUACAAUGCAGGACCUUGCUGCUGAGCUCACUGAAAUGAUGGUGUGAAAUGCUAAGCAGUGCUGAAAGCAGUGUGUGUUAAAGUGCAGCAUCUGUGAAUGCUGAGCUGCCCUUCUGGGACGCUGUGCAAAAUGAUGUAACUGAGUGAAAAGGCUCUGCAGGAAUAAAUCUCAUCUUCUCCCUUGUUGUAGCUCAGUGUCACCACAGCAGAACUUUCAUGAGGCUUGUGUAUGAAGCUUACUUCACUGCGUGGUUGGAUUGUGUUGUAUGGAAAAGGGUUUUGACUGUAACAGCUACAGAUACUGAGGUUUUAUUUUGCUGUCCUGAGCCUGUGCUUCAGCACUGCUACAAAGAGGGAACACUUAAGGAAGCUUUGAAUGUUUCUGGGGAUUCCAACAGGAAAAUUUUCUUGCUCUUGUGUCUGGGGAGCUCCUCAGGAUGGCAAGUAAAGGACCUACAACUUCUGCAUCAACAAAGAGCUCCAGUGCUGGAGGGACCAGUGGCAGCAGCAGCAGUAAUGGUGCUGGGGACAACACUAAUCAGGACAACACUUUUGAGUGUAACAUCUGUUUAGACACUGCCAAGGAUGCAGUUAUCAGCUUGUGUGGACAUCUCUUCUGCUGGCCUUGUUUACACCAGUGGUUAGAAACCAGGCCAAACAGACAAGUGUGCCCUGUUUGCAAAGCAGGAAUCAGUCGAGAUAAAGUUAUUCCUCUGUAUGGAAGAGGCAGCACUGGACAACAGGACCCCAGAGAGAAAACUCCACCACGACCCCAAGGACAGAGACCUGAACCAGAGAACAGAGGGGGGUUCCAAGGCUUUGGGUUUGGAGAUGGUGGCUUCCAAAUGUCAUUUGGAAUCGGGGCGUUUCCCUUUGGUAUAUUUGCCACAGCAUUCAACAUAAAUGAUGGGCGACCUCCUCCAGCUGUUCCAGGGACUCCUCAAUAUGUGGAUGAGCAGUUCCUAUCCCGCCUCUUCCUGUUUGUGGCUCUGGUGAUUAUGUUCUGGCUGUUGAUUGCGUAAAUCGUUUCCAUUAUUCUGAAUACUCAUAGCCAGAAAGGCUACUGAAACAGUUACAAACUGCUUCCCAUCCCAUUUUAAACCUCCUGGUGUCUGGUUCCGUAGCUAAUGACGGGUUUCAGAAAUUGGUGGUACUGCAGCACAGUGAAGAAUCUCACAUUUUUGCACCACAGUUGGAAAUUAAACAUUGGUUAAAACGUA